Molecule: messenger RNA, 741 nt
Organism: Frieseomelitta varia
Lineage: Eukaryota; Metazoa; Arthropoda; Insecta; Hymenoptera; Apidae
Product: histone H2B-like
Exons: 1
Coding region: 80-451 (123 amino acids)
Cellular component (GO): nucleosome
Molecular function (GO): protein heterodimerization activity; structural constituent of chromatin; DNA binding
Source: RefSeq, a predicted model, not a curated record
UCAGGCGGCAUUCGACAUUCAGUCUUGAAUUCUCACAACAGUCGAGUGUAAUUCAGGUCUACGAAAGCAAGUUACGAAGAUGCCACCGAAAGCAAGUGGAAAAGCUGUGAAGAAAGCUGGUAAAGCUCAGAAGAAUAUUAGCAAGUCUGAUAAGAAAAAGAAGCGCAGGAGGAAGGAGAGCUAUGCCAUCUACAUCUACAAAGUGUUGAAGCAGGUCCAUCCAGAUACUGGUAUUUCCAGUAAAGCCAUGAGCAUCAUGAACAGUUUUGUAAAUGAUGUUUUUGAGCGUAUUGCUGCCGAAGCAUCGCGCUUGGCGCAUUACAACAAGAGGUCCACCAUCACAUCACGGGAAAUUCAAACUGCUGUCAGGCUUUUACUGCCUGGUGAAUUGGCUAAGCACGCUGUUUCUGAGGGUACUAAAGCUGUCACCAAGUACACCAGCUCGAAGUAAACAUUGCAGCAUCAUACAACAACAUAAUCAUCGGCCCUUUUCAGGGCCAACAAUUUUAUGACAACGUAAAACAUCUUGGUUAUAACUUGACAACUAUUUUGAUAACUCGCCCUGUAGAUUUUCGGAGUCAUUUUCUAGUAUUGUAAUAUAGUAAUAAAUAUAUUUAAAUAAUAAAUUGCACUUCUAUAUAUUUAUACGUAUGUUUAUUACUCAGCAUAGAAUUAAAUCUAGUGUAAAAUAACAUUCGUGUUUCAACGUUUUGUUUUAUUACAACAAAAAUUUAAGAAGUA